Pteropus alecto (black flying fox) is the source of this 6459-nucleotide messenger RNA. RefSeq names its product zinc finger protein 283 (gene ZNF283). The coding region runs from base 384 to 2315 and encodes 643 amino acids. The transcript has 6 exons. Lineage: Eukaryota; Metazoa; Chordata; Mammalia; Chiroptera; Pteropodidae. Gene Ontology annotation, molecular function: DNA-binding transcription factor activity, RNA polymerase II-specific; RNA polymerase II cis-regulatory region sequence-specific DNA binding. The record is from RefSeq and is a predicted model, not a curated record. Gene Ontology annotation, biological process: regulation of DNA-templated transcription.
CCGCCGGCUCCCAGGAUUUUCUGGCUCUCCUUUCCCAUAAACCUUUGGGCCCAAACCAGCCUUGGUCUCUGGGUCCCUUCCCGGUGUGCACAAGGUUCUUGGACUCUGCGCCGCGAGUUGGUCGCGUCCCGGGAAGAAAUCAGCGCCGGUUGAGGGUGGGAGGGCCCAGCCGACUUUACCGGAGCGGGGCUGGAACUGGCAGGGAGGGCGGGGGUGACACCGGGAGACGCUUGAGUUUCAAAGAAGGACCCUGAGGAGGGAGAAGGAAAGAAUUGUUGCGUAUUUAGAAAUCGAGAUUCAGACUUUAAAGGUGACUUACAUAAUUCGCGUUCAUUCACGGGAGAAUCUUGACAGUGAAUGUGUCUCUGUGCUGCCGCCACAGGAUGUUCAAGAGCUGCUCUGGCUUUCCUGGACUCUGCGCUUCUCCACUAAAAGAAGCCCAUGGAGCAUUAAUUAGUUCUUGCAGUUCUAGAACCAUGACUGAUGGCUUGGUGACUUUCAGGGAUGUGGCCAUUGACUUCUCUCAGGAGGAGUGGGAGUGCCUGGACCCAGCUCAGAGGGAUUUGUACGUGGAUGUGAUGUUGGAGAACUAUAGGAACUUGGUCUCACUGGAUCUGGAGUCAACAUAUGAAACCAAAAAUACAUUUUUGGGAAAGGACAUUUUUGAAAUAAAUUUUUCCCAGUGGGAGAUAAAGGAAGGAAAGAAAACCCUUGGCCUUGAGGCAUCUGUUUUCAAAAAUAAUUGGAAGUGCAAAAGCAAAUUUGAGGAACUACAGGGACAUCAAGAGGAAUACUUCAGUCAAAUGAUAAUUGGCUAUGAAGAAAUGCCCACUUAUAGAAAAAAUAAAUCUCUUACUACGCACCAAAGAAUUUAUAAUCCACAGAAACCCUAUGUUUGUAAGGAAUGUGGAAAGGUUUGUAGUCAUGGUUCAAAACUUGUUCAACAUGAGAGAACUCAUACAGCUGAAAAACACUUUGAAUGUAAAGAAUGUGGGAAGGACUUUUUUAGUGCCUAUCAACUCACUGUGCACCAGAGAUUUCAUACUGGUGAGAAACCCUACAGAUGUAAGGAAUGUGGGAAGACCUUUAGUUGGGGAUCAAGUCUUGUUAAACAUGAGAGAAUCCAUACUGGUGAGAAACCCUAUGAAUGUAAAGAAUGUGGGAAGGCUUUUAGUCGUGGCUAUCACCUCACUCAACAUCAGAAAAUUCAUAUUGGUGUGAAAUCUUAUGAAUGUAAAGAAUGUGGGAAGGCCUUUUUUUGGGGCUCAAGCCUUGCUAAACAUGAGAUAAUUCAUUCAGGUGAGAAACCUUAUAAAUGUAAAGAAUGUGGGAAGGCCUUCAGUCGUGGCUAUCAACUUACUCAGCAUCAGAAAAUCCAUACCGGGAAGAAACCUUAUGAAUGUAAAAUAUGUGGAAAGGCUUUUUGUUGGGGCUAUCAACUUACUCGACACCACAUAUUUCAUACUGGCAAGAAGCCCUACGAAUGUAAGGAAUGUGGGAAGACCUUUAACUGUGGCUCAAGUCUUGUUCAGCAUGAAAGAAUUCAUACUGGUGAGAAACCCUAUGAAUGUAAAGAAUGUGGAAAGGCCUUUAGUCGUGGCUAUCACCUUACUCAACAUCAGAAAAUCCAUACUGGUGAGAAACCUUUUGAAUGUAAGGAAUGUGGGAAAGCCUUCAGUUGGGGUUCAAGCCUUGUUAAACAUGAAAGAGUCCAUACUGGUGAGAAAUCCUAUGAUUGUAAAGAAUGUGGGAAGGCCUUCGGCAGUGGGUAUCAACUUACUCGACAUCAGAUAUUUCAUACUGGUGAGAAGCCAUAUGAAUGUAAGAAAUGUGGGAAGGCUUUUAAUUGUGGCUCAAGUCUUGCUCAACAUGAGAGAAUUCAUACUGGUGAGAAACCCUAUGAAUGUAAAGAAUGUGGAAAAGCUUUUAGUCGUGGCUAUCACCUUACUCAACAUCAGAAAAUCCAUACCGGUGAGAAACCUUUUAAAUGUAAGGAAUGUGGGAAAGCCUUCAGUUGGGGUUCAAGCCUUGUUAAACAUGAAAGAGCCCACACAGGUGAGAAAUCCUAUGAUUGUAAAGAAUGUGGGAAGGCUUUUAGUAAUGGCUGUCAACUUAGUGUUCACCAGAGAUUUCAUACUGGUGAAAAGCCUUAUCAAUAUAAGGAAUUUGGGGAGACUUUUACUCGUGGCUCGAGCCUUGUUCAGCAUGAGAGAACUAGUAGUAGUGAUAAAUCCUAUAAAUAUAAAGGCUGUGGGGAAGCCUUCAUUUGGACAUCUUACUCAAAUGAGUCAGUUGAUACUGGUGAAACCUUAUGAUUGAAGAGAUGUGAACAUUUUUUUUUCCUGCAUACGGACAGCUUACUCAACAAGAAGAGAAAUCUUGAGAAACCUAAUGAAUGUAGGGAAUGUGCAAAAGCCUUACCUGUGUAUGGACAAUUUACUUGAUACCAGAGAAUUCAUACUAGUUAGAAAUAUUUUGAACAUAAGGAAUAUGAAAAAGCCUUUAGAUUUCUGCAUGAUCUUAUUGAACAUCAAUUUAUACUUACGUGAAGUCAUUUAAAUGAAAGGAAUAAGUGAAGAUCUUUACAGCACAAAGUCUGGUAAACAUUGGAGAAUUUAUACUCAUUAGAAACACUUUAGGGAAUGUGGGAAGAACCUACAUUUAAUUCCGUUCUUGCUCUGCACAUCAGAGAACUCAUACUGCUGUAAAGUCCUAUGAAUUUAAGGAAUGUGAGAAGGCUUGUAGAUGUGGUAAACAUCUUAGAAUACAUCUUAGAGAACAUCUUAGAGAAUUCAUCCAAACGAGAAACCCUUUGGAUCAGAAUAUAGGAAUGCCUUUAGACAAGUGCUACUCGAACUUGUCUAGACACUAGUGCCAGUCCCUAAAAUUGUUACCUGUCCAUCAUAAGAUAAAGGCAGAAAAUGAGAGUAAAUGUUUGUAAACUUUUAGAGCAAUUUGUUAUUGCCAUAACAUUAUUAUUAUAUUUUAUAAAAGUAUCAAUCAGUCAUGAUAGGAAUGAUUGGAAAUUAAAAACAAAAGUUUACCCUUCCCCAUAAAUAAUUUGAGACACCAUUCACACUUUUAAAUGCAUGAGGCAAGUCAUGAUAUGAUUUAAUUAGAAUAAGAAAUCCUUCACUUGUCACCUCUCUAAUUAGAAUAGCAGAAUAUUCAUACUAUAGGAAGAUUGGCUAAUGUGGAAAUCACAACUUCCUCCUGCCCAUCAAAGCGUAGAGAAUUUAUACCAAGUAUGUUCAUUUAAUAAAUGUGUAGAAUCCUUCUAACACUAUUCAAUCUUUGUUAAACUUCAGCAAAUUCAUCGCAGAGACUUACUGUUAAUGUAACAAAGGUAGGAAGCUCCUUAUCCAUGGCACAAACUAUACUUGCUGUCAUCACCAUUUCACCUCCUUUCUUCAUGUGGAAUGUUGGGCAAAAUGCUUAUCUCCUCUGGGCAUCAUCUUUAAAAUGCUGGUGAUGGUGAUUGAUAAUGCUAUUGUUGAGACUGAAAGGAUUUAGUAUGCAUCAGGUCCUUGGAAGAGUAUCUGGUAUGUAGCCUAUGCUCAAUACAUAUUAGCUAUUGUUCUUAUUAUUACUACUAGUGAAUUCUUAGGAGAGGAACGCCCAUUUGUAUAAUGAGUUUAGAAAAGCUUUUUAUAACCAGUCAUUCAUUUGAAUUUCAGAUAAUUCAUUCUGGAUACAUUUUGGUAAAACAUAAAGAACUUGAGAGGGUUUUAAUUCAGAAUUAAUCCCUUAAGCUGCAUGAAAUAUUAAGGCUGAAAAGAAGUGUGGACUUAGCAAGUGUUAAGAUGUUGGGAGUAUAUCUGUUAAAGAACCAGGGAGAGGUGUGAAGCAGUUUGCCUGUAAUGAAUUCCAACGGACAGGUAGGCCAUAAUUAAAAUUCUCUGUUCACAUUUCAAGAUAAAUUAAAAAUUUUAAAGAACAAAAAAGAAAAUAUCCAUUUGGGGAUUCUUUCCUAAAAUUUUGUUAUGACAAUUUUUAGACAUUGAGAAAAGUUUAAAGAAUAGUAUAAUGAGUAUACUAUCUAGAAUCAAUCAUUGUUAACAUUUGGCCAUAUUCACUUUCUCUCUGAACAUACAUGUAUGCAUGUGUAUAUAUACUCAUGUACCAUUUGACUUAAGGUGUAGAAAUCACAGUUGUUAAUUCCUGAAUACAUUAGCAUGCACCUCUUAAGAAGAAAAAUCUUAUUUAAUACCAUGGUCACACAAGAAAAUUAUCAACAAUUCUGCAAUAUUCUUUUAUAUUCACUCCUAUUUCUCAGUGCUCCCAAGACUCUAUCCCAUUGCUGUUUAUUUUCUAACCAGCAUCUUUUCUAUAUUUAUGCAUUGCAUUUGGUUGCCAUUCUCUAGAUUUUAGGCUUGAACAGACUUUUCGAAUAGUUCAGGAAAGCUUUUUGUAGAAUGCCAUACAUUCUAGGUUUCUUCCCCCAUGGUGAAAUUUAAUUUGUGCCUCUAUCCUUCAUAUCUUUUAUAAUGUCCAGUUAGAGCUAGAGGCUUAAACAUUUUUUGCCAGAACACUUCAUAGGUGGUCAUGUGCACUUCAUAUUGCAACACAUCAGGAGCACAUAAUAUCUACUUGCUCACUAUCUCCAAUGCUAAAUUUGAUCACUUGAUUAAGAUGGUGACUUUUAGAGCUCUCUAAUUUAGAGAUCCAUUAUGCAACUAGUGAGAUUGAUGAACCUUGGUCAGCUAUUUUUGGACAUGUAUAAUUGUGUAUAUGUGUAAGUUAUAGAUUAAAGAGAAAGAACAAUUAUAGAGAAAGAAUGAUAAUGAAAUGAUUGUGUAUUGGACCUUGUAGGAUGUAGCCGAAGCUCUACUCAGUGGAAGACUAUGACCCAGAGGGAGAGCCAGAACUAUGCCUUGUUUUCCCCAGUUAUCUCCAUGGUCCCUGUCACAAUGAACUAUGAAACCGGCGGGGAGGUGGGGGGAAGCCCUAAAUCAAGAGUCAAAAGCAAUUAUUACAACUAAAAUUUGAGACUAAUGGUUAAGAAUUUAAAGCAGUAGCCUUCAGUCAAUAUUUUUCUGUGAAAAGUCCUUUUACGUCAAUGAGACUUUGGUAAACCUGAACAAGGAAAAAUCAAGAAAGAUGGCAACAUUAUAGAAUUAUGAAUAAGAAAGGAAAUGUAGUUAUACAUAGGGAAGGAAAUUUUUUAAAUUUAAGGUAUUACAAUAUAUUUAAAAAUAUUUGGGCCAAUAAAAGUUUGAAAUUUUUGGUCCAAGAGCUUCCUUUUAUAAAUAGCACUUGGAAAUCUUUAGCCCAUUAGGGAAAAAUUUCAAGGUGAAAGUAAUUACAAAAUGUUUUACCAGCUCAUCUUAACUGGAUGGCGUAAAUCUAGGCCCAAAACUGAAUGCAGAUAGCUUCUGAACUUAGGUAAAUAUAAAAAUUCUAAUGAGAACAUCAGCAAACAAUUCAAAUAUAAGAAUCGUGCAAUAGAAAUAACCCCUAUGGAAUAUCCAGAUUCAAACUCUUCUGGUUUAAAUAUAAAUAUAGACUGACAGUAAAAUUGAAUUGGCAUAUAUAAUUCAUUCCCAUAGUUUAUUUUAGACAUAUGGCUUUUAGAGUAGGAAAUCACAUAUAUACACUAAGAUUUAAUCAAUUCUAAAAAAAGACUUGAUAUUUGGAUUCUCACGAUCACUUUCAACCAGGUAGCUGUCAAGAUUUAGUGCCAGCAUCAAAACAUUAGUUACAAUGAAAUAAGAAUGUUUAUAUAUUCACAGUUAGAAUUCAGCACUUUAAAAAUUAUUCAUCUUCAAAAGUGUCAGUUCCAUCGAAACCUGUAUUAACAAAUAUCUGGUUCAUCUCAGUCAUUGUUUUAAUCAGUAUGUCACCUCUUUUGUCCAUUUUGUGCAGAUAGGCCACCCGUAUUACUGUUCAGUUAUUCACUAUUUAGUGACUGAGAGCAUUGUUUCACACUGUUGCAAUUUUAAUAAUCAACUGUAACAAAGCAGAGUACUUUGAAUGUUUUAAUAAAAUAAAGCAUUGCUAAUCAGACUUUCCUCCUGGGUACCAUAUUUGAAUGUUAACUAGGAGAUAAGGAGAUAGUGCCUUAUACCAGCAUUUCCGAAAUCAUGUCUCAGAAGUAACUGGUGCUUAAUAGUACUUAAAAAAUGAGAGAAUCUUUGGUUAUAGGAACUUAUGAAGUAGCAUCUGCUAAAUUCCCACAAUAACCAGAAGCACCUUACCAGCUUAUCAAAAGACUAUUCUAUUGGAGAAAAUUGUUCAACUUUGUUUAAACUGGUGUAUCUCAAACUUUUCCAACUUAGAGAUGCGAGACUGCAUUGGGAAAUGCUGUCAUAACUGAAAGAGACUAAAGUUGGACAUUUUAGUCACCAAGUCUGGUUGUUAGCUACAAUGGAAUGGCAGUGCAUCAUGCUUUCAAAUUGUUGCCUUCUAAUGUCUCCUGUUAUUUAUGAGUAAAAGUCUUUGUUGCGUCUUAAGUUGAAA